AUGGGGAGAAGAAAGUCGAGCUUGGCACCGAGCCCGAAGACGGCGUGUGGCUCGUUUGAUGCUGAGGACGGAGAAAAUGCUACUUCCGGCAACGACCCGGAGGAAGGUGUCGGUGAGCCCCUUGAAGAGGACGACGGAGACGCCGAUCCCCCGACCCGGAGCGUCUCCGUGGGCGAGCCCCUCUCUUUGCCGUUGGAACCAACAUACGCUAUGCCUCUAAAUAUAGGAACUUUACUCCCCUCUGAAGAUGGAGAGGAGGUCAAGCUCGAGACCCGUCGAGAGGACGGCGUGAGGACGCGAGGCGUCGGUGUCGUCUGGGCUGCGCGUACUACAUCUGCUUCGUCCAACCGUCGAGACGGAGGUGUCUUGGGCGGGGAGUCGGAGGACGAGCCGGGAGACUUGGAGGAGGCCCCGGUACCAGAAGCAGGGCCCGCAGUCGACAAGCGAUGA
Colletotrichum spaethianum is the source of this 450-nucleotide messenger RNA. RefSeq lists its product as uncharacterized. NCBI's taxonomy places the organism in Eukaryota, Fungi, Ascomycota, Sordariomycetes, Glomerellales, Glomerellaceae. The coding region runs from base 1 to 450 and encodes 149 amino acids. The record is from RefSeq and is a predicted model, not a curated record. The transcript has 2 exons.